This is a messenger RNA of Eremothecium gossypii ATCC 10895, 2295 nucleotides long. It is a transcript of the gene DSF2, whose product is annotated as Dsf2p. The record is from RefSeq and is marked provisional. The coding region runs from base 1 to 2295 and encodes 764 amino acids. Lineage: Eukaryota; Fungi; Ascomycota; Saccharomycetes; Saccharomycetales; Saccharomycetaceae. Gene Ontology annotation, molecular function: protein binding. The transcript has a single exon.
AUGCCAUUCUUCGAUCCAAACAAUCCAUCUCCGUUGGAUGAUAUUCGCAUUCAAGAGGAGUAUGAGGGUGUCGACCUAAACCCGAGGAAUCGGUCAAAGCCGAGAGCAAACUCGUUGCUACACGACCAACAGUCGUUGAUAUCGUUUGAUUCCAUCCAGACUGCAGAUAGGUUGCUGGACAAGCUGGACCUAAGUAUAGAAGAUGAGUUGCUGUUGCAGCAGGCGCUGAGAGAAGAAGAGGAAGAACGGAGGAUCGCUACACAAGAGUACCCGGAUGAUAUAUACUUCAGCAUGACACAGAGCAGUAGGCCGAUGAUCCCGAUGACGACCGCGCGGCCGGCGCACAGACCCGUGUUAUGUAUUCCAGCAUCUUCAUUUCCAUCUUUAAGGCAUGCUGGCGGCACUGCGCGGCACAAGACAAACGUAGCACCUCCAGUCCACCAGAGCUCCCAUGCUAUCCUCGAAGACUUGAAUGAUAACGAAAAAUUGGUGAGCUCGAAGGGAAAUGUUGUGGAGGACCACAUCUCCAAAUUUAGAUACUCCUACUUGGUCCAGGAAGGUAGUGGCGACGAGGCGGAGGACACCCCUCAAAAUGAAGACGGCUCAGAGACACUGGACGCGCUGCAGAUUGAAAAGUACAGGAGAAAGUUAGCCCAAACGAACCGCUACUAUGGGACUGGCAGUUCUCCUACAGAAUUAACGCAUGGUUCUGGCAGCGCAAGUGUUAGUAACCCGCAAUCCCGCGCUAAGUCGAGUACACAUGUGCUGGAACAAGCCACUCACAACGAGACCGCGUCUUCUCACACGCCGAGCAACAGUGUUUCUUCGUUAGCUCUACAGAACCACACGACAGCCUCAUCUUUCGAGAGCGACUUGACAGCGCGCACUGCUGAAAAUGGGCCGAAUAACGGCUCCAGUACACUCCUAUCCACGCCCAAGACUUCCCGGAAAAGCCUGGAAUGCGAUUCACCGGGCCACCCGUCGUCUCCUUCGAUAUGGAAUAAGGGCCAUAAAAAGAAGAAUUCAUUUUCCCUUAAAAACUUGUUCAAGUCACCGAAGGUCACAUCGGAGACCGAGUCUUCCCCCAAGGCCGACAACAGUUCUAAUGAAGAACAUGACGCUGCCGCAUAUUCCGAACAGAUGCCACCUAUCACAGCACCGUCUGCUCAUCGCCAGUCAGAACAUCAUCAUCACUCGGCGUCAGCGUACCCGAAAAAGCCCCUCCAGAAGCUCCAGCACAGCUACAAGUUGUUGAUCGAACCGCGGCCAAUGCUGCCUGUGGUAAGAUCUGACGAAGUGGCCCUUCUAAAGCAUCGGAGGAGCGCAAGCCUUCCCAAGAAUGGGCCGAGGCCCGGAACGCAACGGGAUCCUAACACCUGGGAACAGCAGGACAGAGCCACCCUGCUGCAGCAUGCAAAGAUACUUCAGCAACAGAAACAACUUCCGCAAAUAUCAUCCUCACACUCUCACGCCCAUAACAAACGCCCCCCUGUUCCUCCCAAAGAUAUACCCGUCGGCUCUCAGCAACCCAAAAUGCAUACACAGCAGGGAGCCAACAAGAUGCAUAAACCUGCGACAUCUGUGGUACAGAGAACCGGAAGCCUGGGAAAUAAACGGGUCCCGGACCCACCACUACCAGUUAGCGCCGACGGAAGGCUGACUCCGGAGCAGAAGGUCCAGCUCGCCCUGGAAUUGCGAAAUAGACGGCAGUACGCUGAAUGCACAAAACUUUUAAGAGAAGCAUGCGAGGCUGGUGACAGGACGGGAUUCCUACUGUACGGCCUAGCACUAAGGCACGGCUCGGGCAUCCCGACUAAUCUACCAGAAUCCUUCAAGUGGAUCUUCAAGGCGUCUGGCGUCAAGGACGAGGCGGCCGAGGUCCUAUCCCUCAACAUCGAUCCGUUCAAGCUCAAGAACGUCCCGUUGGUCCCGCCAGAGCCCGAGGCACCCGCCCUAUACGAGUGCGGCAUUUCAUAUCUAAAGGGUUAUGGCUUUGCGAAGCCAGAUGAGCUCAAGGGCCUCAAGUACCUGGAGCAGGCUGCAUCACUCGGACACAUCGACUCCAUCUGUCUCUGCGGAACCAUCUGGUCGAAACGCUCCAGAAACCGCCCGCGGGACUCAUGUAGGGCGGCCGCCUGGUUCCGCAUCGCCGACGCCAUGGGUGCCGACCUCAUCGGCGCCAAUUGGAUCUACAAAGAAAAGUAUAUGCGGCCGUCGCCUGAAUCAUCUGCCGCAGUUGGGUCUUAUAAAGAGCAGAAGGCGACUCCCCCCGUGCCCACCAAACACAAGCCUUAG